Molecule: messenger RNA, 585 nt
Organism: Cladocopium goreaui
Lineage: Eukaryota; Dinophyceae; Suessiales; Symbiodiniaceae
Source: the annotation of a GenBank genome assembly
AUGUUUCAGUUUUUCUGUUUGUUUGCGGUCGAGUGGUGUCUUUGGGAGGACGACGUCGUGGCCUGGGCCCUGCUCCGCUGGGAAGUGGGUUCCGGCACCUUCGUGCGUUCCAAGCUGGUUGCGAUCCACUUCAAUGGAGAAGAGGUUCCUGUCGUCCGACGAGGACGCCUCAACGCCCGGAGCGGAGAGGUCAUGGCUUUGCUCGGCGAGGCGCAUGCGACUCUGGAAGUGAAACGCAAGGAGGACCUUCAUUUGAACUUCAUUUGCGAACGGCUCAUGAAGGUUCUCACUGCUGAUGCCAUGGAGAAGUCAAUGUCUGCAGAGGCCCUCCGAAAAGACUAUGAAAACUUGAUUGCUGAGCAGAAGAUGAAGAAGGCUUCAAGUCAGAAGAGCAUAGGCCCACGCACUGCCAAGGAGACCCAGAAAAACAUCACGGUAGACUGGGCGCUUUCAGCAGUUGGUGAUGCCACAGGGCCCUACAAUUGGGCACUUUUGGAGCCUGAGAAGUUGGAGCUUCACAAUGCUGGCUAUGGUGGCAUUGUGGAGUCGGGGAUUCCAAGAAAUGGCCCGUACUGCACACGUUGA